UGUGGGAGGAAGCGUGUUUGGAGGGGAGCAGCGAAGGGUGCUGGAGAGGGUUCCCCACGUGCCUCACCACGUCCUGCGCCGUGUCACCUCCUCAUCACCGCACGACCUCUGCUGGUGUCCCUCCUGUCCUCGAUGGCAUCCCCAGUGCCUCGCCGCGUGCGCCUGCGCCCAUGGUUGGUGGCCCAGGUGGACAGCGGCCGUUUCCCAGGGCUGCACUGGUUGGACGUGCGGCGCCGGCUCUUUGUGAUCCCAUGGCACCACGCCACGCGGCACUUCCCGGCACACGGCGGCGAUGAUGACACCGUCUUCAAGGCAUGGGCAGCAGAGACAGGGAAGUUCCUUGCGGGGCGGGAUGAGCCGGAUCCUGCCAAGUGGAAGGCGACGCUGCGUUGUGCCCUCAACAAGAGCCGCGAGUUCUGCCUGCGCUACGAUGGCACCCGCGCUGUGCCCCCCCGGCCCUAUAAGGUGUACGAGGUCUGUGGGGCCGACGGAGCAGACACGGUGACCGGGGAUGACUUCAGCUGCGGUGGGGAGGAAGAGGAGGAGGAAGAAGAUGUCAGUGAGCUGCAGAAGCUGAUGUCUCUGAGCAUCGAUGACUGUGGGAUGGACCCAGUGCCCCCCUGGCACGAGGAGCACCCCCCGUUCAGCAACGCCGACCCCACAGUGCCCUUCAUGCCCCCUGAGCCACCCCCUGAGCUGACCUCACAGCUGCCCCCUGAGCUGAACCCACAGCUGACCCAACAGCUGCCCCCACAGCUGCCCCCCCCGGGACCCCCAGCACUCCUGGAACAUGGCGUCCCCAAUCUGCUGGCCAGCCCUCACCUGCUACCCCUGACGGACCUGGAGCUGCGCUUCCAGUACCGCGGGCGGCGGGUGAGCGCCCUGACCGUCAGCCACCCCCUGGGCUGCCGCCUGUCCCACGGGGGGUCCCUGCCCCCCACCCCGCAACGCCCCGACCUGCUGGGACACCCCGAGCUCCAGCAGGUCCCCUUCCCCGACCCCGAGGGGAUCCCGCACGACAAGCAGCGCCGCUACACCCGCACUCUGUUGGGGGCCAUGGAGCGGGGGCUCCUCCUGGAGCUGGGGGGACAGGACCUCUAUGCCACCCGCCUCUGUCGCUGCAAAGUGUUUUGGGAUGGGCCCUGCGCCCCACCUCAGGACCCCCACCUCGACCCCCAGCCCAACCCCAUGGAGAGGGAGAGGAGGGUCCAAGUGUUCAGCCUCCAGCGGUUCCUUGACGGGCUGAUCCUGUUCCAGAAGGGGCAGAGCCCAACACCGCCGCCCUUCGAGGUCUUCCUGUGCUUUGGGGAGGAGUGGCCCGACCACAGACCCAAGGAGAAGAAGCUCAUCACUGUGCAGGUGGUGCCAGUGGCAGCACGGCUGCUGCUGGAGCUGUUCUCAGGGGAGCUGUCGUGGUCGGCUGACAGCAUCCCGCUGCAGAUCUCGCAGCCCGACCUGAAGGAUGCCCUGGUGGAGCAGUUCAAGGAGCUGCACCGCCUGUGGCAGCAGCAGCAGCGCCCGGAUCCCGGCCCGCGGCCCCCGCUGUGACAUGGGGAUGGGGAGAAAAUGGGGUGUGUGGUCCUUCCUGGGGGGGGGGGGAGGAGGCUUUGGGGGCAUCCUUGCUGGUAUGGAGAUGGUGGAGCUCUGGGGACAGUUGGAGAACCGCAUCUGGAGCAUCACCAGACCUAGAACACUGCUGUAAUCAGAGUGCUGAGGCUCCUGGAGCACAUCUGGAACGCAUCUGGAGCACCACCAGACCUGGGACAUGGCCAGGACUAUGGCUGCUCCUGGAGCACACCUGUAAAACCACAUCUGGAGCGCCGCCUGACCUACGACGCUGCUGUGCCCAGAGCGCUGCCUCUUCUGGAGCACAUCUGGAACACAGCUGGAGCACCACCACACCUACAACACAGCCAUACCUGACUGCUGCUGCUCCAGGAGCACCUCUGGAACACACAUCUGGAGCACCACCUGACCCACAACAUCUCCUUAACCUGGAUCUUCGCUGCUCCUGGAGCACCGUGUAUAUUAAAAAAAAAAAUCAAAAAUAAAAACAAAUCACACCUGGAGCACA
Centrocercus urophasianus (Greater sage-grouse) is the source of this 2074-nucleotide messenger RNA. RefSeq names its product interferon regulatory factor 5 (gene IRF5). Lineage: Eukaryota; Metazoa; Chordata; Aves; Galliformes; Phasianidae. The transcript is spliced from 9 exons. The record is from RefSeq and is a predicted model, not a curated record. Gene Ontology annotation, cellular component: nucleus. The coding region runs from base 133 to 1548 and encodes 471 amino acids. Gene Ontology annotation, molecular function: RNA polymerase II cis-regulatory region sequence-specific DNA binding; protein binding; DNA-binding transcription factor activity, RNA polymerase II-specific. Gene Ontology annotation, biological process: immune system process; regulation of transcription by RNA polymerase II.